AUGAUUUAAGACACUUCCAAAGACACUAUUCAAUGCACUUAUAAAAGAGGUCUAGUAGAAUAGCAAGCACCCACUCCUCAUUCAAAUUUCAAAUUUGUACCAUUUAAGAAGAUAUACAAUGAUGCCCUAGAUGCAAUUGGACAUACUCCAAUGAUUCGUUUAAAUAAAAUUCCAAAAGAAUAUGGUUUGAAAUGUGAGGUGUUAGUGAAAUGUGAAUUUGUUAAUGUAGCUGGAUCAAUCAAAGAUAGAAUAGGAGUGAGAAUGAUUGUAGAUGCAGAAAAAUAAGGAAGACUUGGACCAGGAAAAUCAAUAGUGGAAGCCACCUCUGGAAAUACAGGAGUAGGUUUGGCAUUAGCAUGUGCUGUUAAAGGAUAUCCUUUAUAUAUAACAAUGCCUGAAAAGAUGUCUUAGGAGAAGUAAGAUGUUUUAACGGGACUUGGAGCUAAAGUGAUUCGAACACCAACAGAGGCAGCCUGGUAUGAACCUGAAUCAUUAAUCUAAGUGGCUAAAAGGAUGGCAGCUGAGAAUCCUGAUAUUAUACUCUUAGAUUAAUAUUCAAAUCCAUCUAAUCCUUUAGCUCAUUAUGAAGGGACAGCUGAAGAAAUUUUAUGGGCUUGUGAUGAUAAAUUAGAUGCAAUUGUUAUGUCUACAGGUACAGGAGGAACAGUGACAGGAGUAGGUCGAAAAAUUCAUGAGAGAGUCCCAGGAUGUCAAGUUAUUGCUGUUGAUCCAUAUGGAUCAGAUUUAGCAAUGCCUCCAGAGAUUAAUAAGACUGAUAUUAAAUCUUAUAAGGUUGAAGGCAUAGGCUAUGAUUUUAUUCCAAAAGCUCUUGAUAGAGUAAUUGUUGAUUUAAUUUUGAAUAGACCGAAGUUGAUUGUUGGAUUAAAUCAAAUGACAAAGAUAGUUUAACUAUGGCUCGUAAAUUAAUGGCAGAAGAAGGUCUUCUAUGUGGAGGUUCAUCAGGUGCUAAUGUUUGGGGAGCUCUUGAAUGGGCUAAAUCACAAAAUUUUACAGAAUAAUAGAGGGUAAACUUGAGAAAUAUAUUUUAGAUUGUUAUCAUAUUACCAGACAAUAUAAGAAAUUAUAUGACUAAACAUUUAAAUAAAACUUGGAUGAUUGAAAAUAGAUUAAUAUCUUAUGAUGAAUUAAAAGAAUCAGAUCAUCCAUUAGCUGGAAAACCUUUAUCUGAACUUAAUCUUCCUGAAAUACCUCUAUUAAAUGUUGAGACUACUACUAUAGGUGAAUGUUUGGAUUACUUAAGAACAUAUCCAGCUGUACCAUUAUAAAAAGAUGGAAAAUUAUUAUCAGUUGUAUUCUAGAAGAAAUUGUUAGUUGGAAUAAUUGAUAAGAAAUUAAAUAAUGUAAUUUUAUAGUAUUAUAAAAUUUAGAGAGAUUUAGCUAAAAAAGUUCAAUCUAAGGAUUUUGUUGUUGUUCCUAAUAGAUUAGAUUAAAAUUAAUUAGAAAGGAUUGUUGAAAGACAUGAAGUAGUUUUUAUUGAAGAUGGUGAAAAAUUGAGAUAUGCAACUCCUUUAGAAUUAUUAUAGAUAUUUUGA
Messenger RNA from Paramecium pentaurelia, 1553 nucleotides. NCBI's taxonomy places the organism in Eukaryota, Ciliophora, Oligohymenophorea, Peniculida, Parameciidae. The record is from the annotation of a GenBank genome assembly.